Molecule: messenger RNA, 840 nt
Organism: Aspergillus pseudonomiae
Lineage: Eukaryota; Fungi; Ascomycota; Eurotiomycetes; Eurotiales; Aspergillaceae
Product: alpha/beta fold hydrolase
Exons: 1
Coding region: 1-840 (279 amino acids)
Biological process (GO): glycerolipid catabolic process
Molecular function (GO): triacylglycerol lipase activity
Source: RefSeq, a predicted model, not a curated record
AUGGCUACCUCUCUUCACCUGGACGUGCCCGGGGCUAUCAUUCACUACAUUGUGCAAGGUUCCGGCCCAACCCUCUUGCUCAUACCCGGUGCUACUGGCGAACAUACAGUGUUCGAAGAUGUGGCUAAGCAACUGAGUACCUACUUCAUGGUUGUCUCCUACGACCGUCGUGGCUUUUCUCGCAGCUACCUAACCGCCGCCCAGGAUUACGCCAACCGGCUGUCUACAGACGUGGACGACGCGAAGCAACUUAUCCAACAUGUCUCUAAGAAACCAGCAUUUGUGCUGGGUAAUAGCUCUGGAGCAAUUGUCGCGAUUGAGCUUCUUAUUCAAUACCCCGGGGUUGUGGAACGUGUAUUUGCCCACGAAGCUCCUCUGAUCCAAUUCCAUCCCGAGGGUGCUUGGUGGCGGGAUUUUUUCCUCAAAUGCUACGACAAAUAUGUGAGCUCUGGUGUACUCUUAUCGGCCCGUCUAUUUGCGGAAGGGAUUGCGAGUGGGGUUGAGGAAGCUGCAGGAGUGGCGAAAGUGUUUGAUGCUCGCGAAGGAGAUUUCGUUGGGGGAAACGCCAUGUACUGGUACGAGCGUGAGCUCCGCCAAUAUCCUUGUGCGGUUCCGAAUAUGGAGGUUUUGGGUCAGAGGGCGGACAAACUGGUGUUGGCUGGUGGGCGUGAGUCUAGUGAGACGUCGUGUUACCUGCCCGUGAACCGCGUGCUUGCCAAAAGGUUUAGGAAGAAGAUCUUGGAGUUUCCUGGCUCGCACGGUGGCUAUGUGACACAUCCUGAAGAGUUUGCGCGAGUGAUGUGUGCUGCGGCUCUAGGUGAAGCUAGAUUGGGAGAAUGA